AUGUCAACAUCAACAUCAUCAUCAUCAUCAGAACGAACACGAUUUACAGCAGAAGAACGACGACAACGAAAUAUUCAGUCAGCAAAACGAUCAAAAUCGAAACAAAUUCAAUUGGAGAAAAAUGUAUUAGCUGAAAUUGAUCGAUUAGAAAAAGAAAAUGUGAAUCUACAAAAUGAAAUUGUUGAAUUAAAAUCGAAACAAUUUCGUUUACAAUUGAUUUUAUUUGAAAUAACAUUAUUUGAAAAUAGUUCUUUAUUGUUAUGUGAUAAAUCAUAA
Messenger RNA from Adineta ricciae, 276 nucleotides. The record is from the annotation of a GenBank genome assembly. NCBI's taxonomy places the organism in Eukaryota, Metazoa, Rotifera, Eurotatoria, Adinetida, Adinetidae.